CAUUGAUAAGGCAUUUUAAUAAAUGAACAAAACAUCGUUGGACGUCUUCAGUUGUUUAACUCACAAUGACCAAGCAUCUGCUUAGUCUCAUCCUAGUUUCUGGUAUAGUUCUUCUGGGAUGUUGCCGUUGCAGAGUGAUUAGAAAGCGGCAGGUCUCAGAUACCUUGGAACUGGUGCAUGUAGUAUUCAGGCAUGGUGACAGAACUCCAGACCGAAGCGUCAUUUAUAAGAAUGACCCCUACAUUAACGAGACGUAUUAUCCUGUAGGACAUGGACAGUUGACGAAUGCCGGCAAAAGGAAAGAGUACCAGAUAGGCAAAGCUCUUCGUAAGCGCUAUGGGCAGUUUCUGGGCGAAUUCACUUUGGACAGUGUCGAUUCGAGAUGCACUGAUUACAACAGGACCAAAAUGUCCUUGCAAUUGGUGCUUGCGUCUCUUUUUCCACCCACAGGACAAAAUGUCUGGGAGAACAGUCUCAACUGGCAACCUGUACCCUUCAAUUAUUGGCCAGUAGAAGAAGACUACGUUUUAGGUGAUCCACACAAGAACUGCCCUGUUUUCCAAAAAUACUACCUCGAGUACCUGAAUUCCUCAGAUGCGAAGAUGCUUUACGAGAAUUUUACCGAUAUUCACAAGUUCCUGGAAGAAAAGACCGGACAACGACUUUACAGUAAAUCAUUUGCUGAACUAUAUUUUACACUAACGACAGAGCAUGAAAACGGCUUUCUGAUGCCAGACUGGGCUAAAUCAGUUUACCCGCACAUCAAACAUCUAGCUAUCAUGGACUACGUAUCGUCCACAUCCACAGACUUGUUGAAAAGGCUUUCAUCAGGAUUCCUAAUCAAAAAGGUGAUUGAAGAUUCCAAGGCCAAAGCAGACGGCAAAGAAUACAAGGGUACCAAAAUAUUUCUAUAUUCGGCGCACGAAUCAAACGUAGCAGCCAUAUUGAGAUUUUUGGGAUUGUUUCACCCUCACGUUCCACCGUAUGGCAGCUACCUAUCUAUGGAAAUUCACAACUUCGACGGAAAACGUAUCAUCAAGAUUUACUAUCAGGAUUACUCCGCAGACAAGCCGAAGAAGCUAAAAAUACCACACUGUGGUCGAAUAUGCACACUCAGGAAGUUUGAGUCUAUCUACGGACACCUCUUACCAACAUCAAACGGGGAAUGUUUCCAAGAAUGAAGUAUUACGUUGUAUUUGUGCGUCCCAAGAGUGUUUUAGCUUUUGUUGUUACAAAUGUAUUAUAUUUGACAAUAGAAAAUAAUUUUGUACUUAAAUAAAUAACAGUGUGGUAUGUA
Molecule: messenger RNA, 1297 nt
Organism: Acanthoscelides obtectus
Lineage: Eukaryota; Metazoa; Arthropoda; Insecta; Coleoptera; Chrysomelidae
Source: the annotation of a GenBank genome assembly